UUGUGUUUGGCAAGAUGGCGGCUGGAAUGUAUCUAGAGCACUAUUUGGACAGCAUCGAGAAUCUGCCAUUUGAGCUGCAAAGAAACUUCCAGCUGAUGCGAGAUCUGGACCAGAGGACAGAGGAUCUGAAAGGGCAGAUUGAUUCUCUGGCUCGUGAAUACACCGCUAAUGCUCGGACACUGUCCUCUGAGCAGAAGCUCUCGCUGUUAAGACAGAUCCAGCAGUCUUAUGGGAAGUGCAAAGAGUUUGGGGAUGACAAGGUGCAGCUUGCGAUGCAAACCUAUGAGAUGGUGGAUAAGCACAUCCGAAGGUUGGAUACGGACCUGGCUCGCUUUGAAGCUGACCUCAAGGAGAAACAGAUUGAAAGCACCGAUUAUGACUCUACCUCCAGCAAGGGCAAUAAGAGUGACAUUCGAGGACCCAAGAAGAAGGAGGUCAAUCGUGCAAGGUCAAAAGUAAAGAACUCUGAUGACGACUGCAGCUCCAAGAGUGGACAAAAGAAGGUCAAACUGACACAGAGCACUGAGUUUUCAACUCCGGCUGUGAACUUUGGGAACGUGCAUCCCUCUGAUGUGCUGGAUAUGCCUGUGGACCCCAACGAGCCCACCUAUUGCCUCUGCCACCAGGUUUCAUACGGAGAGAUGAUUGGCUGCGACAAUACAGACUGUUCUAUUGAGUGGUUCCACUUUGCCUGUGUGGGUCUGACCACCAAACCCAGGGGAAAAUGGUACUGCCCAAGAUGUUCGCAGGAGCGGAAGAAGAAAUGAACAUGCUAAAGAAAAGACCUGACAGAGAGGGAGGUAGAGGCAGGCGCAAGCGUUUUAAGGCCCUCCAUAGACACUAAUAUAGAUCCACUCUCUGCUUAAUCUGGUGCUUGUCAUCCUCUUUUUCCAUCUUCACAUCCCUCUCUCAGCCAGACAGUAAGAAGGGAUGACGGGUGAAGAUGAAGGAGGUGUAGUUUAUAAUUUAUGUGUUCAGUAAAGACUUUUGUUACUGAGUAUUUUUAAUUUGUUUCGGUUCUGCUUGUUUUUUAUAUAUAUAUUCUUAUAAUUGCAGUUUGUUUAUUUGGAUUACACAUGAACUCUGCAGUCAGGGAGCAUAUCAGGAGAUCUCAAACUUCUUUUGUUUUUCUGUACAUCAAUUGCUGUCAGUGUCUUUCCCAGAUGGUUUCUUCUCAAAAUGGGAUGAUUUCCUACUAGCCUUUGAACAGACAUAAAGUGGAUCAGGUUUGCAACCGAUAGCUUACCUAACUUAGUUUCAAGCAUUCAUAAAAGGGCAUCGGAUAUCUACGUACCUCACUAAAAGUGAAAUGUUUUACAAGCCAGCAUUUACAAUUAAACAGCUGCUCAAUGGAAUCAUUUCAAGCAGUUUUUACAUGCACUUAGUCAAUACAAAGCCUUUCCACUACUGUUUCUUUGUCUUAUAUUUACAAAUGCUACACUUGAAGACCACUUCUUCACUUCAGGUUCAUUCCACAACUGUAGAUUUCAGUGCAGGCGUUUUUAUUUUAAUUGUUUGGUGCUUAUGUUCACACACUACUUGGAUGGUAUUUGAAUAUAGACUGUUGAAAAGCAUGUUUUUAAGUUGAAUCGCUGACACCUGCUCAUUUUAUUUUGUAACAUAUGAAUUAAUGCGCUAGUAUUGCUGUGAUUUGAGUAACGGGGUUGUUUUGCGACUGGAUUUUGGUGCUUAUGAAUAUGUAUAACAGAUGUGUUUGAUUGGUGUGAGAUACACAGUACCGCUAACAGUGGUGUUCAGUCAUCGUGUUGACGUUGUUAAAGCAGUAUGAUGCUUUUUUUUAAUUUGCGAGAUGUCGGAAUCAAAUAUGUCAAUAUCAACUUGUAUUUAAGAUUGGGUUGAUUUAAUAAUAAUACAAUUACAGACAAUGCAAAUUCCAAACCUGGUGCUACACAGUGCUUGUUGCCGGUUGUCGACGGUUAUAUUGUCUGGUGUAUGAUGAAGGGUUUGUGUGUCAUGUGUUUUUGCCUUUUGUCAUGUUGCUUUGUGAUUUGAUCGUUCCAGAUAUUCUAAUCUAGAGUACUGUACUAACGUCAGAUAUUGGGUCUGGUGUCUUCCACGCUGAACGAACAAUGCCUGAUUCUGAAAGCGUCA
Messenger RNA from Danio aesculapii, 2112 nucleotides. RefSeq names its product inhibitor of growth family, member 4 (gene ing4). The coding region runs from base 15 to 767 and encodes 250 amino acids. Gene Ontology annotation, biological process: regulation of DNA-templated transcription; positive regulation of apoptotic process. The transcript has 8 exons. Gene Ontology annotation, cellular component: nucleus. Lineage: Eukaryota; Metazoa; Chordata; Actinopteri; Cypriniformes; Danionidae. The record is from RefSeq and is a predicted model, not a curated record.